UUUUGUGCUGGGCAACGCAUGGCAACAGGUCGUGCAGUGAACAGAGCUCUGCCUGACCCGCCUCCAGCUGCGCUCCACUGAGCCAUUGACUGGGAAAUUUUCGUAUUUUCAUCCAUCGAAUGUAAUUGUUGCUGUGUCCUGUUUCCUGUAUCGAAAUUUCCGUGCGGAGGGCAAUAGGCCAAAGAAAACAAACUGCGCGCGCUAAAAAUACCCGUUCGCUCGGUGGCACCUGUUCAGCAUCCCAGCAUCCUUGAGUGCCCCACGCCCGCGAGCCUGGCCCUACCCCAGUCACCUGAAGCGCUUUGGCUUACUACACACUUUGGGCGCGAAAGUCAAAGCUGAGAGAGUGCCAGUGCAGAAUGCUACGGCUUGGCUGCAUGCAACACUAAUUAGCCGUCGAGUGUGGAUACCAAGGAGGGGAGGCACCAUACAUCAGAACGGAAUGCGUCUGCUGCCGCCACAGACAACGGAACAGCCAGAAAGAGACCAUGACGAACACCAACAUCGAUUACGACUACCUGCUCAAGUUUCUGGUGCUAGGCGACUCUGGGGUGGGGAAGACCUGCCUGCUCUACCAGUACACGGACGGGCGCUUCAACUCACAGUUCAUCUCCACAGUGGGCAUUGAUUUCCGCGAGAAGCGUCUGGUGUACAACUCGCGCGGACGUAGACAUCGCAUACACCUGCAGAUCUGGGAUACGGCCGGGCAGGAGCGCUUUAGAUCCCUGACGACCGCCUUCUACCGGGAUGCGAUGGGCUUUCUGCUCAUCUUUGAUCUGACCAGCGAGAAGUCCUUCCUGGAGACCGUCAAUUGGCUGGAACAGCUGCGCAUGCACGCCUACUCCGAGGAUCCGGACGUUGUGCUGUGCGGCAACAAGUGCGAUCUGCUCGAGCUGCGUGUCGUCAGUCGCGACCAGGUGGCGGCACUGUGCCGCCGCUACCGUCUGCCCUACAUCGAGACGAGCGCCUGCACCGGUGCCAAUGUCCAGGAAGCCGUACAGCUGCUCGUAGGCUGCGUCAUGGAUCGCAUCGAGAAUGCCGCCUGCAACCGUGAGCUCUCGCUGUUGCUCACCCAGUCCCGUUGCCUGCCCAACGUUGCCUAUGGCCCGGAGCUGCUGCGACUCCAUGAGACGAGCGGCGAACCCAAGGGCCGCGGGCGACGCAACUGUCGCAAUUGUUAAGGAGAUCCACCUCCUAAUUACCUGAUUCCGCCAACUAAUCUCAACCAGAGUUCUUUAUGUUUAUCUCGUUUAUGGUUCUACGUGUGUGUUUUUCGCUGUAAAUAAAUGUUGAUUGUUGAAUGGAA
Molecule: messenger RNA, 1306 nt
Organism: Drosophila guanche
Lineage: Eukaryota; Metazoa; Arthropoda; Insecta; Diptera; Drosophilidae
Gene: Rab27
Product: ras-related protein Rab-27A
Exons: 3
Coding region: 489-1181 (230 amino acids)
Biological process (GO): positive regulation of exocytosis; melanosome transport
Cellular component (GO): secretory granule; melanosome
Molecular function (GO): GTP binding; GTPase activity
Source: RefSeq, a predicted model, not a curated record